AUGGAGAGAAAAUAUAUCACACACCAGAAGGCUUGCAAGGGAGAGAAGCCAUAUCAUUGUUCUGAAUGUGGAAAAACUUUUAUAAGCAAGAGAGACCUUAUAAUACACCAAAGAUUUCACACUGGAGAGAAGUCAUAUCAGUGUUCUGAAUGUGAUAAAGCUUUUACACAUCUUAUCACACACCAAGUUCACACUGGAGAGAAGGAGAGAUAUCAGCCAUAUCAGUGUUCUGAAUGUGAUAAAGCUUUUACUCAGAAGUUACAGAUCUCAUCACACACACCAGAGGAUUCACACUGGAGAGAAGUCAUAUCAGUGUUCUGA
This is a messenger RNA of Staurois parvus, 321 nucleotides long. The record is from the annotation of a GenBank genome assembly. Lineage: Eukaryota; Metazoa; Chordata; Amphibia; Anura; Ranidae.